AAUUAGUUAUUCUAAAAUAAAAUUAAAAAGAAAUAUAUCUAUAUAAUCUAAUCGAAUCGCAUCCUUGAAUUAGAUCUCUGUUGCAUAGGGUUUCCAAAAUCCGCCGAUUCCAUUAAUUCGUUAAUUUCUGAUUAAAAUAAUAAUUCAUUAAAUUAAUUAAAUCAAUUACAAAAAAUAUGAACAAUAAUCAUCAUCAUGAGAAACAACAAUCGCUCGAUGAUCAUGAAAUCGAUGAUCAACAGAGAUCAACGGAAGCUUCAUCGCCGUCGUCGUCGUCAGAAGCAGUUUCCGGCGAAUCAUCACGGAACGGAAACGGACUGGCGGAACGUUUGACCGAUUUGUUUGUUGGCGAUGGAAAUAACGAUGACGAUUUGUUGAUUCAACGGAGCGCCCAAGGAACGGUUAUGCAGUGGCUACAGGCGCUUGAUAUGCAGGUUAUGGGCGCUUGUCGUGCUGAUGAGAGGUUGAAACCCUUGCUCAAGCUUAAUGUCUCUACUGGCCUUGCUGAGGAUCGAUUGCUUUCUCAUCUGAGUCAGCACUUUGAGCCGUCAGAAGUUGGAUUGCUUGCAAGGUGUUUGUGUGUUCCGCUUGUGUCAGUUCGUGUAGGCAAGAUUGACAAGCAAGGGACUCUUCUAAUUCCAAACACUGCAAGGGGGGACUUAACCCUCUCACUUUUGCCAACAUCUGAUCUGCGUGUAUCCUUUUGUGGAGAUGAUGGUCAUAUAGAGCGCCUUUCAACCUUGAGAAAUGCCUCUGAUUGCUCAUCUGUCAGGAUUGAGGGAAUAUCUGCAGAUAAUUCUGGGCGUUCUUUUAUGAUUAGGGUUCCUAAUGCUGAUACUUUUUAUUUUUGGUGCUCAGAGAAAUCCAGACUUCUUGGUAAUGAGUUGCUUGAAAAGAUGAAAAAUUUACUUGAGAAGAAGCCUUCCCUUGCUGAUUUAACUGGAAUCAGUGAUUCUCGUCUUGAAUGUUUUGUGGCUCGUCUUCGAACUUAUCUUGUUGGGUCAAAUACUCAAGUGAAUAUUACCGCACCUGUGUCCACUUCGACAACAUCUUUAGGUGUUGCUGAAUCUGGUAAAAGUUUACAAUCAGCAUCUUUAACAUCAAAGUCUUCACGUGGCCGGAGCUGUACCAUUCAAGGUAGCCUAAGCCCCAGGCCAAGUUCUUUUAAAGAAGGCCAACCCAGAAACUUGGUUUCCUUGAAAAAUGUUGUCAGGGAAAAGUUCAAGCGUAAGGGAGAGGCGGGCAGUCUUUCGUUUGUUGAAAAUCUAGAAAGCCUUUCUAUAUCUUCUCCAAGUUCUACCAAUACGUCUACUUCAGAUCUAUCUUGUAAAACCAAGAAUCCUGAAUCAACUAUUGAUAGCUGCAUGUUCCCAUUGGUAAUUGGGUUAGAAGUUGGUUUAGCAGAGAAAACAGUAGAAAUGCCGUCCACUAUUCCUCCGUUUUCUCCUUUUUAUUGCUGGUGUCCACCUGUUGCGUCCACUCUCCAGUACACAGUGGCAUCUUCACAGAUGAUGCCUAUGUCAAUGUCAAUGGCCGAUUCAUUCACCUUGCCGCCUCUUUCUUCUCUUCUUGCAAGCUCAGCUCCUAGAUCGUCUUCUAGCCUUAUAACACCAUUACCGACUCUCAAUCUGGAUGAAAUUCCUCCUUUUCUACCUGAACCAUUGGUUCGGUUACCCAUAUCUAUGCCAACUUCACAACAAAUCCCGAUUUUCACUCCUUUAAUGACAGAUCCUAUAGUGCACGUCCCUGUUAUAGAUAUUUGCUCCUCAGGCCAAGCGUACCUUGUGAGUGGUGGCCCUGCUAUAAAUGUCACCAUUCCGCCGCUUCACCAGGCACUUGUAAGCCCAUUGAUCCAAGAAACAGAUUCCAUGGCAGAGAAGAGUGCAAGGGAUACACUCCGUCUGCUAAUCAGCGGAUCAAGUCAACUACCCUCGGUUCUAGCCAAUGUUGAUGGAAACCAAAACGUACUUGCAGCUGGUAGCAGAGGCCUUUAUGGGGGAGCGACGGACGUCAACCAUGCUAUUGCAAACAGCAUUGCUGCCAUGGGCUUCGUUUCACUGGCUGAGAGGUCUGGUGGUGUUAUGAGAAGAUGCAUUGACCAAGGUGACCUGGUUGAUCUUCUGGGAGAGACAGUAGACUCUGGUGGAACUUGUUUGAAUAAUCAUGAUACAAGCUUUUCUGAUGCAGGGGCUGGUAAAAGCCAGUAAUAUGAAUUCGAAAAUGGGUUUGUUGUAGAUCCUUGUUUUUUGUUGUUUCAAGGUAAAGAAAAGAAAUGUAGAUAUAUCUUUUUGUAAUGUCUUUUGGGGCUCAUUAUAUGUAACUGGACUGGAAAGCAUAAUACCAGCUCUUUACCUCCUCGGCUGCUGUUCAUAAUUUUAAGUAAGUUGGUUGGUCA
Messenger RNA from Erigeron canadensis, 2395 nucleotides. RefSeq lists its product as uncharacterized. The transcript has 4 exons. The coding region runs from base 177 to 2207 and encodes 676 amino acids. The record is from RefSeq and is a predicted model, not a curated record. Lineage: Eukaryota; Viridiplantae; Streptophyta; Magnoliopsida; Asterales; Asteraceae.